Messenger RNA from Schizosaccharomyces octosporus yFS286, 981 nucleotides. RefSeq lists its product as uncharacterized. The record is from RefSeq and is a predicted model, not a curated record. Lineage: Eukaryota; Fungi; Ascomycota; Schizosaccharomycetes; Schizosaccharomycetales; Schizosaccharomycetaceae. The coding region runs from base 1 to 981 and encodes 326 amino acids. The transcript is spliced from 2 exons.
AUGCAUUGUUCCAAUCUCCAUCAGAGCUUCACAGCUUCUUCCCCAGACAUGACUCCAUGUACGGUGCCAUGCUAUAUGGACUAUCAAAUCCAGAGCGUACCAUUCGAUAUGUCAAUGAUGGACGAGGAUGCUAUGAAACCUGAAUGUGAUCAAGACGAUGACAUGGAUCCUGUUCCAACUACUGAGAAUCCUUUGCCAUCGGCAAGCGUAUCUACUCCAGAAAGGAAUGCUUCUCUGUUAUUAAAGUCCACGAACUGGAGUAUUCACAGUGAUACUCCAGGUAAUUAUAAUCCUAGAUUUUUAAAAGAAAUGUAUUCAGUCUCCCCGACUCGGAGAAGCUUAAAAUCCUUAUCGCCAGGCCUUCGAAGAAAAUCACUUCUUCCUAAACCAAAAAUGUUUCAGCGUGUCGCGAAUGCACUUUAUGAAGAGGCUUCACCAUGGGAAAUCGAAUUGCGGAGUGAGUCAAAAUUUGCUAGGAUGACAUCGGGAAACAUACGUAGCUCGAAUUCGAAUUUUCAUAAUCCUGUUUACCCAUCAGCUUUUCUUCAUUCAAAAGAAAGGACUCAAGAAUCUCUAGCUAAUAUUCGGAGAGAAAAAGAAUCUCCAGCAACUCCUCCCGUAAAUACAGAAUCGCGAGUUCCUGCUAUUUCAAUGGAAAAAUCACAUACGCUCUCUUCGCCAACAAUAAUUCAGACACCGAAAAAGAAGUCCUUGUACAGCAUGACAACGAACGGGCUAAAUUUUCAAUCACCGAAAAAUGUAUAUUCUUCACCACAGCUCAAAGAAAAAGAGAUUGGUAUUCAUUCUAGAAAACGGUUGCGUUGGAGUGAAGAAUUUACAGAUUUGCCCAAAAGAAGAGCUGUUUCUCCUUUUUUAUAUAAAUUUGAUACGGCAAAGUUUUCUCCUGUACACUCAGUAAAGAUUCGCUCUUUGCAAGUGAGAGACACUCAUGAAGUUCUUCGGAACUUGAAAUUAUAUUAG